Fusarium coffeatum is the source of this 870-nucleotide messenger RNA. RefSeq lists its product as uncharacterized. Bases 1 to 870 code for a protein of 289 amino acids. Gene Ontology annotation, cellular component: mitochondrion; mitochondrial inner membrane. Gene Ontology annotation, biological process: ubiquinone biosynthetic process. NCBI's taxonomy places the organism in Eukaryota, Fungi, Ascomycota, Sordariomycetes, Hypocreales, Nectriaceae. The transcript has 2 exons. The record is from RefSeq and is a predicted model, not a curated record.
AUGGAGAGCGUGCUGCCAAAGGCUCGAUCAAUUGGGUCUGCUAGUUAUGGAAGGACUAUUUUGAGAGCUGUGAACCGCGUAUCCUGCUCUUCAUCAUCACGAAGCUUCACGAGCAAACGCUCCCCACCACUUUAUGAAGGCCAUGUACCAUUGACAAGAGUUGAGCGGGCUGGGUUGGCGGUUGGAGCCAGCGUCAUGUCCUUCUUCAAUCCUUAUCGUCACGACCUGAUUGCCGCUACUGGCGAAGCUACAGCCACACCCUACUUCAUCUAUCGCCUGCGCGACGCCAUGCUCGCUGAUCCAACGGGCCGUCGCAUUCUUCGAGCCCGACCCCGGAUAUCCUCCAAAACCCUUUCUCUUGAUGCACUACGUUCGAUGCCAGAGAACAGCGUUGGCCGCGCCUACGUUGGAUGGCUCGACCGUGAAGGCGUCUCACCUGAUACGCGAGCUUCAGUCCGCUACAUCGACGAUGAAGAGUGUGCAUAUGUUAUGCAGCGCUAUCGCGAAUGUCACGACUUUUACCAUGCCUUGACAGGUUUACCUAUCGUGCGGGAGGGCGAAGUUGCUCUAAAAGCGUUCGAGUUUGCAAAUACCUUGCUCCCCAUGACAGGUUUGAGUAUCUUCGCAGCAGCUACCAUGAAGCGGAGCGAAAGACAGCGGUUCGCUUCGAUAUAUCUACCAUGGGCUCUCAAGAAUGGAGCACGAAGCAAAGAGAUCAUCAAUGUGUUCUGGGAAGAGAGACUCGAAGACGAUGUGAAUGAUGUGAGGAAAGAGCUUGGUAUCGAGCAACCGCCUGACAUGAGAGAUAUUCGAAAGAGGGAGAGGGGGGAGAAGAAGAGGCUAAAGGAGCUCAGAGAGCAAGGCCUAUAA